This is a messenger RNA of Procambarus clarkii (red swamp crayfish), 544 nucleotides long. It is a transcript of the gene levy, whose product is annotated as levy. Gene Ontology annotation, biological process: mitochondrial electron transport, cytochrome c to oxygen. Lineage: Eukaryota; Metazoa; Arthropoda; Malacostraca; Decapoda; Cambaridae. The record is from RefSeq and is a predicted model, not a curated record. Gene Ontology annotation, cellular component: mitochondrial inner membrane. Gene Ontology annotation, molecular function: enzyme regulator activity.
AGAGUUGAGGUAAUAAAGACGGUGAGUUGAGUUAUCAGUUGCCAGCAGCUGGUCCGGGAAGAUGGCCGCCUCGCUCGCCUCCCUCGCCCGCAGGACUAUCGUCACCACCGUCCGUAACGCCGCCUCUGGGGGCGCGGCAGGACACGCACACGAUGGUGGAACUAAGCAGUGGAAGAUGGUGUCCCUUCUAGUUGCUUUACCUGCUAUUGGACUGUGUAUGGCAAAUGCAUUCCUUGGUACAGAGCAUGAACACAGGCCAGAAUUCAUCCCCUAUGAACACUUGCGUAUUCGCACAAAGCGCUUCCCUUGGGGUGAUGGCCAGAAGUCACUCUUCCACAACCCCCACGUGAAUGCUCUCCCAGAUGGCUAUGAAGAUGAACAUUAAUGCCUAUUGUAAAGUUGUACCAUAGUCCACCACUAUCAUUUAGUGAUAUAAUGUCUGUCAUGACCAACAUACAUGUAUAUACCGGCUAAUAAAUAUAUUAAUCAGUAAUAUCUGAGCCAGGCUUUUUGUAUAUUGACAUGAAAUAAAUUUGAUGUCGGA